ACAGAGCGCACACGCAAACCGGAGACACGCACUCAUCCACUUCACGCAUUUGACAUUUCAUCCAUCUUACUCCAUUAUGACAUGUUAACACACGCGGACAAACACACAAAUUCAAAGCCUGCGGUCAGUUAGUUCAGACUAGACACUGUUUUGUUCUUGAGUUUACAUUCCGGCGCACGAGGAGGGGAAAACAUGAAGGCGAAAAACCGCGACCAAAGCUUGACGGACUCCAGGGAGCUGGACGGGUCCUAUGACCAACUAACCGGUAAUCCUUCCAACAGCCAAAGCAAAAAAACCAUAAAGCAGCGAUUCCUCAAGCUGCUGCCAUGCUGCAAACCCACGGUGGUCCCCUCAAUAAGUCAAAGCAACGUGGAAGAUGACUUUGAGCUGUCCACUGUGUGUCACCGUCCUGAGAGCAUGGACAAGCUCCAGGAGCAGACCAAGUUCACCAAGAAGGAGCUGCAGGUCCUCUACCGGGGCUUUAAAAAUGAGUGUCCCAGCGGUGUGGUAAACGAGGAAAAUUUUAAGAAUAUUUACUCACAGUUCUUCCCCCAGGGAGAUUCAAGUAUGUAUGCACAUUUCCUGUUUGAAGCAUUUGACACAAACAAGAAUGGUUCAGUUAGUUUUGAGGACUUCGUAUUCGGUCUGUCGAUCAUCCUGAGAGGCACUGUUAAUGACCGGCUAAACUGGGCAUUCAAUCUCUAUGACCUCAACAAGGACGGCUGUAUCACCAAAGAGGAGAUGCUGGACAUUAUGAAGUCCAUCUAUGACAUGAUGGGCAAGUACACAUACCCCUCUAUGCAGGAAGACGCACCGAGGGAACAUGUGGAAAGCUUUUUUCAGAAAAUGGACAGAAAUCAAGAUGGUGUGGUCACUAUAGAUGAAUUUAUCGAAUCCUGCAAAAAGGAUGAGAACAUCAUGCAGUCCAUGCAACUGUUUGACAACGUCAUCUAAACUUAGAGUGGAAUACAGGGUACAAAGGCACCAGGCAGAGGGAUGUGUGACAGGAACCAGAGGACUACAGAGAAAGAGAGAAAGGGCGUGUUUGUACCAGUGUGUGAAUGGGAAUCCAUAGGGCAUUACAGAACUCUCCUUUUUACUGAAGGCACAGAGAUCAUCCACCAACAAGUUCACUUCUUAUCAUGUUGAACCUUAGUUUCCCUGAAAGACUGAAGGCGAGAAUCAAGUGACCACAAGGGACCUGCCAAUGACGGGAGAGGCCAAAAGCAGAGGACACCCAAACUGAGAUAACAUUUGACCUCUCUCCUGUUCCAGCUCUAUAGGAUCUCCUGCCUCCGGAGCUACAAGCCUUCUGCCAAAUAAUAAAACGGAUGUUGCACCAUCUAGUGGCCAGACCAAGAAAGACACUCAUGGGAGAAAACAAGACUUAUCCAUGUUGUUUUCCAUGAGGAACUGAAUAUCGCAUGAUGAUGUCACUAAUAUCAAAUUGUGUAUUUACAGAGAUACUCCAAAGUCUGCCUGUCUGUCUAUACCCAGUCAUUCACAGGUGCCUCGCCCUCUGUAUACGUGUGUGUGCAUGUGUAGAAGACAUCCAACCCACCAGUGUGUGUCUCCAAUGAGAUAAAACCCACAAGAUUCAGCUUUAGAAUAUUUCCUGGCCUUCCAAAUUAUUCCAAUUCUAGCCAUGUGUCUCUUUGCAGUUGUAUGUGUUCUAGCAUUCCCAGUGAUGUGAUCUUACAAUAGACAGUACAAUAAGAGAAUACUGGACCAUGACAGCUAUUCACCAUAUCAAAACGUCACUAUAACUAUUCAUUCACUAUACAUUUGACAGAGAAAUUUUAGCAGGCUAUGUGAAAUUAGGUUCCCAGGACAAUGCAGCAGUCCCGCUAAAUUAGACCUAAUAAAGUCAAGCUACAUUGUAUGUGUGUGUUUUGUUGAAAGAUAUUUAUUUUUUGCUCUUUGACAUCAAUAUUUUUUUCUGUAACACCAAAGAGGAUACAUUCAGAGAACA
Periophthalmus magnuspinnatus is the source of this 1972-nucleotide messenger RNA. Its product is annotated as Kv channel-interacting protein 2-like. Gene Ontology annotation, molecular function: potassium channel regulator activity; calcium ion binding. NCBI's taxonomy places the organism in Eukaryota, Metazoa, Chordata, Actinopteri, Gobiiformes, Gobiidae. The coding region runs from base 193 to 954 and encodes 253 amino acids. Gene Ontology annotation, biological process: regulation of potassium ion transmembrane transport. The record is from RefSeq and is a predicted model, not a curated record. Gene Ontology annotation, cellular component: voltage-gated potassium channel complex. The transcript is spliced from 9 exons.